This is a messenger RNA of Diabrotica virgifera virgifera (western corn rootworm), 1625 nucleotides long. Its product is annotated as facilitated trehalose transporter Tret1. Lineage: Eukaryota; Metazoa; Arthropoda; Insecta; Coleoptera; Chrysomelidae. Gene Ontology annotation, cellular component: membrane. Gene Ontology annotation, molecular function: transmembrane transporter activity. The record is from RefSeq and is a predicted model, not a curated record. The transcript has 3 exons. Gene Ontology annotation, biological process: transmembrane transport. The coding region runs from base 154 to 1557 and encodes 467 amino acids.
GAAGCAGCACUAAUUAUGUUAAAUAAAAUUAAUUGUGUCUCAAAUUCCUCAGCAGAAUGCAGUAGGAUGUGAUUGUCCAUAUUAAAAGAGGACAUCGAUAGAAAGAAAUAUCAUGAUUGGUUUAGCAAUAUUGGAAGCUAAUAAGUGUAAAACAUGGUAACACAGACUGUAACAAAGAUUGUUGGCAAAUCUGAGGAAACACAAACAGAAAAAACAUGGUAUCAAGUUGUAGUUGUUUCUACAAUUUCCUUGGUGUCAUUAAACUGCGGAAUCUCCUUUGCAUGGCCAUCACCAUUCCUAAUCAAACUUGUAAACGAUAAGGAAAACUACAAUAUAUCUGAAGAAGAAGGUUCCUAUUUCUCUGUGAUAAGCAUUGUAGCAGUCGUAAUCCUACCAGUAUUCUUGUCGUUGAUAGUCAAUCAGAUUGGAAGAAAACGCUUGCUACUGUUAACAGCAUUUCCUUAUGUUACUGCGUAUGUUCUUGCAGCUUUCUCUAGAAAUAUCUGGCUAUUUUAUUUAGCCAGAUUGAUCACUGGAAUUGGUGAUUGUAUUGCAUAUACUUGCCUGGUAGUUUUUAUUGCUGAAAUAUCUAGUCCACAAGUAAGAGGUACCUGGGGCAACGCAAUCGUUUGGUCAGGCUUUUUAGGCCAAUUCAUCAUCAAUGUCUUAGGCUUAUAUUGUAGCGUGAUGGUCGCUUCUCUCGUUUGUGCAGUAUUUCCAGUAAUAUUCUUAUUUAUUUUUGUAUUUAUGCCAGAAAGUCCCUAUUUUUAUUUAAAUAAAGGACAAGAUGAAGAAGCCAAAGUUAGUUUAAGAAGACUUAAACGUAAAAAUAAUGUAGAAGAAGAGUUCUCAAGAUUAAAAGAAGUUAUGGAAAAGGAGUUGAAGGAAUCUGGUUCUUGGUCAGACUUGGUAACAAAUAAAACAAACAGAAGAGCUUUAUUUGCUGCAAUUUUUCUACGAGUCAGUCAAAUAUUCUCAGGUAUAUUCACUCUUGGCCCCUACAUACAAUUUAUAUUUUUAAAAUCUGGUACUAACAUUAGCAUGGAGCUAUCUACAAUAUUAUUUACGUUUAUUAAUUUUGUCUUAUAUUCUGCUGCUUCAUAUGGAUCAAACAAACUGGGCAGAAGAGUGUCUCUUAUUUCAUCGUUACUGGGUACAUCUAUCAUCUUUUUGUUGGAAGCUGCAUAUUUUUUUGUUGAUACGUUUUAUCUUGAUAUCAACCUGAAACCUAUUCAGUGGUUUCCUUUAGUGGGUCUCAUACUGUUUUUGGUAGUUUCGUCGUACGGAAUAGGUACUGUUCCCUUCCUGAUGCCUGGGGAGUUAUUUGCUCCCAAUAUCAAAGCCCAAGGAAUAUCUGUAGUCAUUUCGGCUUUUGGAUUAUCAAAUCUGAUCAUGAAUACAUUAUUUUACAGUUUAAACAAUGUGACAGGACUUGGGGGGCCAUUUUUAGUGUUUGGACUUUGUAACAUUAUUUCAGCUGUUGUGGUAUACAAAUUUAUACCAGAAACAAAGAAUAAGACUUUGGAAGAAAUUCAAAUCAUAUUGAGUAAAAUGUAAUUUAUUUUAAUAAAACUUUUGUAUAUAUUAAAAUUAAAAUAUAAAAUAAAAUAUUUAUAGAAAAAAUA